This is a messenger RNA of Chrysochloris asiatica (Cape golden mole), 1230 nucleotides long. It is a transcript of the gene GJC2, whose product is annotated as gap junction protein, gamma 2, 47kDa. The coding region runs from base 1 to 1230 and encodes 409 amino acids. The transcript has 2 exons. NCBI's taxonomy places the organism in Eukaryota, Metazoa, Chordata, Mammalia, Afrosoricida, Chrysochloridae. Gene Ontology annotation, cellular component: connexin complex. Gene Ontology annotation, biological process: cell communication. The record is from RefSeq and is a predicted model, not a curated record.
AUGACCAACAUGAGCUGGAGUUUCCUGACGAGGCUGCUGGAGGAGAUCCACAACCACUCCACCUUCGUGGGCAAGGUGUGGCUCACAGUGCUCAUUGUCUUUCGCAUCGUGCUCACAGCGGUGGGUGGUGAGUCCAUCUACUCGGACGAGCAGAGCAAGUUCACGUGCAACACCCGGCAGCCAGGCUGCGACAACGUCUGUUACGACGCCUUCGCCCCACUGUCCCACGUGCGCUUCUGGGUCUUUCAGAUCGUGGUCAUCUCCACACCCUCCGUCAUGUACCUGGGCUACGCCAUCCACCGCCUGGCACGGGCCUCAGAGGAGGAGCGGCGCCGCGCGCUCCGCCGCCGCCACCACGGCCGCCUGCCCUGUCCCCGCCGCCCGUUGCCGCCCCCACACCCGGGCUGGCCCGAGCCCUCAGAUCUGGGCGAGGAGGAGCCCAUGUUGGCCCUGGGCGAUGAAGAGGAGCUGGAGGCAGCCGAGGGCCUGGGCGAGGAGGAAGAAGAGGAGGUAGCGAUGGCCGCCAAGGGGGCCAAUGUGGACAGCAAAGCCGCUGCUGGUGCCCCAAGCCCCGCUGUCAAGCACGAUGGGCGGCGGCGCAUCCAGCGUGAGGGCCUGAUGCGCGCUUACGUAGCGCAGCUGCUGGCGCGGGCGGUCUUCGAGGUAGCCUUCCUGGUGGGCCAGUACUUUCUGUAUGGCUUCGAGGUGCGGCCUUUCUUCCGCUGCAGCCGCCAGCCCUGCCCACACAUGGUCGACUGCUUCGUGUCGCGGCCCACCGAGAAGACAGUCUUCUUGCUGGUUAUGUACGUGGUCAGCUGCCUCUGCCUGCUGCUUAACCUCUGCGAGAUGGCGCACCUGGCGCCGCCGCCCUGUGCCUUCGCGCCCGCUGCGCCUGGCCCAGCAGGCCCGCCCGACUACAGCCUGGUGGUGCGCGCGGCCGAGCGCGCGCGCGCCCAUGACCAGAACCUGGCCAACCUGGCGCUGCAGGCUCUGCGUGAGCGCGGCCGCCACAGCCCGCCCUCGCCCGAUCUCGCCGCCGCCGCGCGGGUAGUUCCCCGGGCCGCCGGCCUAGCAGCCUCCUCCCGGACUGGCAGCGCUACCUCGGGGGGCACUGUCGGGGAGCCUAUCCGUCCGGGAGGGGCCUCCGAGAGGCAAGGCGCCAAACCCAAGGCCGGUUCGGAACCAGGCAGCGCCAGCAGCAGAGACGGGAAGACUACUGUGUGGAUCUGA